This is a messenger RNA of Cornus florida, 3480 nucleotides long. RefSeq names its product phosphatidate phosphatase PAH1-like. The coding region runs from base 493 to 3264 and encodes 923 amino acids. The transcript is spliced from 11 exons. Lineage: Eukaryota; Viridiplantae; Streptophyta; Magnoliopsida; Cornales; Cornaceae. The record is from RefSeq and is a predicted model, not a curated record. Gene Ontology annotation, molecular function: phosphatidate phosphatase activity.
GGUAUACGGAGUAUUAAUCUUCUGAAAGUCCAAACCUCAAAGCCCAAGAAAUUCUCUAAUGAAGAAUUGAGGAUUGACACAACAAUACACAAAACAUAAAGAACACCACCACCUGUUGUCCACUUCUGGAGAGAGAAUCACCUGUAAAUUUCAUGUACUAUAUCAUUUGAAAGCUUGAUAGAGAAGGAGAGAGGAGAGAACGAAGACAGACGGAGAUACAUAUUUUACUUCUCUUCAGCUGUCGAAUCGCUCUUCUUUCUCGGGAUUUUUUUUUGGGAAAGUUUUCUGUGAAUUUGCUGAUUUUGAAUCUAUAUCAUUAAAAAGAAUCGAAGAAAUUGAGGAAUUCAUUGUGUUGUUUGUUUGGUAGGGUAAAAGAGAACGUUGUUUUGUUCGGAUUAUUUGAUUGUUGACAGCUUAUUAGAUUUUAAAAUAGCAUUAGGGUUUUCUAAAUUUUUUUGGCUUUCUUCAAGGUGGAUAUUGGUAGUUGACCCAAUGAAUGUGGUGGGUAAGGUUGGGAGUCUAAUAUCACAAGGUGUAUACUCUGUUGCCACACCAUUCCAUCCGUUUGGUGGGGCGGUUGAUGUAAUUGUUGUUCAGCAGCAGGAUGGGACAUUUCGCAGCACGCCUUGGUAUGUUCGGUUCGGUAAAUUUCAGGGUGUUCUUAAAGGGGCGGAAAAGAUUGUUCAUAUUAAUGUCAAUGGCAUUGAAGCCAAUUUCCAUAUGUAUCUUGAUAAUUCAGGGGAAGCAUAUUUUAUAAGGGAGGCUGUUUGUGGUAAAGAUGGUGAAGUGAAUAGGGUUUUAAAGGAUUCUGAUAGUCCAGAAGAUACACAGGAGAAUAGUACUAUAGAUUAUAAUAAUGAUGAUGAUAGUGAAAAGGAUAAUAUUAGUCUUUGUAGACAAGAGGGUAGUGUUUCUAAAAAUGGCGAGGUUCAAUUGCAAGAUGAAAAUGUUGCUUUGGGUGUGGGCAGAAUUGAGAGGACAGAAUCUGAUCUCGAAAGGAGAUUUUAUGAAUUUCAAGAUGAAAAUUCCUCUCUUGAAAAAUCGGUUGAAUCAUCAGAUUACGAGUCUAGUCAGUAUGAUAAUUUAGAUAGCUUAGGGCAUUUUGUGGAAUCACAGGAUUCAAAUUCAGAGGUGGUUUUGGUUAGUGUAGAUGGUCACAUACUCACAGCUCCCAUCUCCUCAUCAGAAACGAAUACUGAGAAUGUGCAGUUAAGCACACCACAGUUUCACUUGGGUCCGGGUCAGGAGACUGACUUCUGUGAAGGCAACACAGAUUUUAGCUUGGGGGAUGAGCCUUGGGCUGCUGGUUGUUUAGGUGAUUUAGACACGUCUACACCUGAAGUUCCUUCUGGAGACACCUGCAACAUAAGCAAAGAUAGUAAUACUACUGGGAACCACUUGGAAGUUUGUGAAGGAGAUGGGGAACAUGUCUGUCAAGCUCAAGAAAAUCAAAAUAUUGUAGGUCAGGAAAGAGAAUUUUGCAUAUGUAACAAUUUGGAACAUGCACCUGAUAGUAUUAAGAGGAGAGAUAUUUUUAAGAGCUGUUUAGAGCUAACAGAAUUGGCCAUGCAAGAUGGAAAUGCUGAUAACCAAGAUAUGGAUUCUCCAUUGGAGGUUCAUGAGAAUGCUGAAGAUUCACAAGAAAAGUCUCCUCACAGUUUUCAACAUGCAGAUGAAACUGAAGAUGGAGGUGCUGGUGACUUGAGAAAUCGAGAUGGAUUAUUUCCUUCUAAUUCUGAUUCUCUCAGCAGCCCAACACAUCUAGACUUACAGGUUGACGUCGAAUCAUCUGAGAAAAUUGCAUUGGGCACAGUUAAUACGGGUUCUGAUGGUGUGUCUGUUCUUUCUGUUAGUAAUGAUCAAGAACUGGAGGAAAAGACUGGUACAGCGUUGGCAGUAGAAGGGAUGCAAAGUAGUCUGCAAGGAACUGCUCUUAAAGAUGAAAGCAGUGAAAAUGAGAGUGUGGAACCUCAGACCACAACUACCAAUGAAGGGAUAACAAGUGAUUCAGGCAUAAGGUUUGAGAUCUCUCUUUGUGGGAACUUACUUCGAGCUGGUAUGGGUUUGAGUGGGGCUGCUGAAGCCUUUGAUGCACACAAAAUAUCUGAGGAUGAAUUCAAACUUUCUGCAGCGUCAAUUGUUAAGAAUGAAAACCUAGUAAUCAGAUUGGAAGAGAGAUACUUGCCUUGGAAUAAAGCUGCUCCUUUUGUUCUUGGAAUAGCUGCAUAUGGUUUACAUUUACCUGUUGAGCCCAAAGACACUAUUUCUGUGGAACAGGAUGAGACAUCAAAAUCCAAGGAUGAUGAUUCAGGACUCCCUUCUACGCCUUCUGGGCGCAGAUGGAGGCUCUGGCCAAUUCCAUUCAGAAGGGUUAAAACGCUCGAGCAUACUAGCAGUAACUCAUCCAGUGAGGAAGUUUUUGUUGAUAGUGAAUCUGGCUCACAGAAUCAACCUGUAGUACCAAGUCCAACAUCCCAUGGUGGCAGUGAGUCUCCUCACAAGCAACUUCUGAGGACAAAUGUUCCCACCACUGAGCAAAUAGCAUCUUUGAACCUCAAAGAAGGCCAAAAUAUGGUGACUUUCACUUUCUCUACCAGGGUCUUAGGAAUGCAACAGGUUGAUGCUCAUAUAUACUUGUGGAAGUGGAAUGCACGGAUUGUAAUUUCAGAUGUAGAUGGAACAAUCACCAAGUCCGACGUUCUUGGCCAGUUCAUGCCCUUAGUCGGAAAGGAUUGGACACAAUCUGGGGUAGCUCGACUUUUCUCUGCAAUUAAGGAGAAUGGAUAUCAACUAUUAUUUCUGAGUGCACGUGCAAUUGUACAAGCAUAUUUAACUAGAACUUUUCUACUCAAUCUCAAACAGGAUGGAAAAGCUUUACCUAGUGGACCAAUUGUUAUAUCACCUGAUGGUCUAUUUCCCUCAUUGUUCAGAGAAGUGAUAAGAAGAGCACCGCAUGAAUUCAAGAUCGCGUGUUUGGAGGAUAUUAGAGCACUCUUUCCUUCCGAUUACAAUCCAUUCUAUGCGGGCUUUGGGAACAGAGACACUGAUGAGCUAAGUUACAGGAAGAUUGGGAUCCCAAAGGGCAAAAUCUUCAUCAUUAACCCUAAGGGUGAGGUUGCCAUUAGCCAUCGAAUUGAUUUGAAGUCAUACACCUCUUUACACACUCUUGUCAAUGACAUGUUCCCACCAACUUCACUGGUUGAGCAGGAAGAUUACAAUUCAUGGAAUUACUGGAAAAUGCCGUUGCCAGAUGUUGACUGGUAGUUUAGUUUAAGCUUCCCCAACAAAGAAAGAUGUUCUGUGGCCUGGGUGGAUUGUGCUCAUCCUAACGUCCUUCCAAAUAUCUACCAAAUUCAUCCUAGAAUUCUUUGCCGGUGGGUCAUCGUUCUUUAUUAGCUCCGAUGUUAAAUUGUAACUUAUGAAAAAUUCUACUCAAAACACGAUUAUAAAGUUCAUUUAAUGAAUGAAAGUUCUUAAUAA